UUAAUUAAAUUAACCCCCUCCCCCAACCUCUAUAUAUAUACUCUCCAUAUUUCCAUCGUCUCAUCGGAUCAAAGCAUACACAAAACCAUGGUGGAAACGGUAUGAUAUAUAUUUGUGUGUGUUAAUUUAUCUUUUAAUGCAUCGAUCCUCUUAAUUUGGCUAUAUAUGUACAACUUCUUGAUAAUCUCUACAGCGGAUUCUUCCAUGUCAGAACAUGUUUUGAGUUCUUCCAAUCUUUCUGUCUAUAAAUUUAUCAUGACGACGUUUUUUUAUGUUUUCUAUUGGGAUUAAUCAUGGUGCGGUCCUAUAUGAAAUGCAUGCACUAACUACUACUGUAACAGAAAGUCACAACGAUGGAGAUUAAGGUGGUUGACCUUGGAUGCGAAAAAUGCCACAAGAAAAUCAAGAGAGUACUGUGCGCUAUCCCUCAAAUCCAGAACCAGAUAUAUGACAAGAAGGAAAACACAGUGACAAUCACUGUGGUGUGUUGCUGUCCUGAAAAGAUCAAGAAAAAAAUAUACUGCAAAGGAGGUCGAACUGUCAAGUGCGUUAAGAUUCCACCUCCACCACCAACUCCACCAACAACUACACCACCAGCUUCACCACCAACUGUCAUAUGCGUUAAGAUUCCACCUCCUGUCAUAUGCGUUAAGAUUCCACCUCCACCAACAACUCCACCACCAUGCACAUGCACAUGUUGUGAAAAAUGCCGCCGAGGCCCAUGUUGUCAUCACUUUUGUACGCCAACAGUACCUCCAUAUUGUCCUGUACCUUGUAGAAGGGCGGUGUGUGAUAUAUGGGAAGACGGUUGUUGUAGUUGCCGAAGUAGGGGUUACUCUGUGUGCAGAAGUUUAUAUGUUUAUGAAGAGUACUAUCCCCCGACAUGCAAAAUCAUGUAAAGGGAAAUCAAGUUCAGAAGACCGAUGAUUUGAGUCAACGUCCAACAUCAAACAUUGGAUUCAAAUCCAGUGGUCAUGAUGGACCUUAGUACUGUUGUUGUAUUUAUAUGAGAUGUAUAAAUAUUAUUGUAGGGUCACGUAAGUACUUACAAUUAUUGCAAAUAAAAGCAAAAGGUUCCAUUUUCCAUGUU
This is a messenger RNA of Populus nigra (black poplar), 1090 nucleotides long. RefSeq lists its product as uncharacterized. The transcript is spliced from 2 exons. Gene Ontology annotation, molecular function: metal ion binding. NCBI's taxonomy places the organism in Eukaryota, Viridiplantae, Streptophyta, Magnoliopsida, Malpighiales, Salicaceae. Bases 354 to 899 code for a protein of 181 amino acids. The record is from RefSeq and is a predicted model, not a curated record.